Molecule: messenger RNA, 3367 nt
Organism: Gasterosteus aculeatus aculeatus (three-spined stickleback)
Lineage: Eukaryota; Metazoa; Chordata; Actinopteri; Perciformes; Gasterosteidae
Source: RefSeq, a predicted model, not a curated record
GAUGAACGUGAAACGAAAGCUGCUAACGAAGAACGAGACACCGCAGAGGAAGAGACCAGCGUCAUGGCCGCCUUCCAGCUGCUCCUCCCGCUGUUGGUCACCUGCGUGGCGGCGUCCGCCCGGCCCCCCCGCCGCCUCCCGGCCUGCCAAGUUGUCCAGAUGGAUGCGUUUUGCAGCGACCUGAGCCUGAGGAGCGCCCCGGUCGACCUCCCCCGCGGCGUCCAGACGCUGGACCUCUCUCGCAACCACGUGCAGAACCUCACCCGGGAGACUCUGGCGUUCCACACCGGCCUGCGGCGCCUGAACCUGCGCUCCAACGAGAUCCACUUCAUCCAGCCGGGGCUCUUCGUGGACAUGGCCGACCUGAAGGUCUUGGACCUGUCCAGGAAUCGCCUGAAUGUCUUGGCCCUCUCCAACGUGAGCCUGGGGCCUCUCACGGCCGUGGAGACGCUCGACCUGUCGAGCAACGGGCUCUACACCGGGAUGACCGACUACUUCCUGGCGCAUUCUCCCUCGCUGGAGGUCCUCGCUCUGAACGGCAACAGCAUCACCAAAAUAGCGCAAAACACCUUCAGCGGGUCGCCGAGGCUGAAAAAAAUCGGCCUCCGCAACAACGUCAUCCUGGAGAUCGAAAGCGGCGCCUUCGACUCCCUGAGCGGUCUGACGAACUCGAUCUGUCCCAAGAACUCCAUCACCUGCAUCACAGACUUCAACCUCUGCAACCUGAAGGUGCUCAACCUCAGCAAGAACAGCGUGGAGCUUUUCCACAGCGCCACAUCGACGGAUUACUAUCGCCUCCUCUCGCUCGAUCUGAGUGAAAACAAAAUGUCUUCCUUUCCUCUGCUGCCCAGGAACAACCGGCUGGAGCGCCUGGACGUCUCACGCAACCAGCUCCAGAGCGUCAACGACACGGCGACUCCUGAUGAAAAGACCUUUUUCUCUCACCUGAGAUACCUGGACAUGAGCUACAACCAACUCCAAAGCUUACCCGAGUCCUUCUUUCACUGCAUGCGGUCCUUGGAGGUCCUGAACGUGAGCAAUAACUGCAUCGGCGAGUUCUCCGUCGCCGACGAGGGCCUCCUGCGGACCGUGAAGGUCAUCAACCUCGGCUACAACUCGCUGCGCAGCCUGACGUUUGGGGAAAACACUUUGCGGUCGCUGGAGAAGCUCCUCCUCCGCGGAAACGGCCUCGCCACUCUGGACAGCGGCGUGUUUCGACGACUUCCGAGCAUCGAGCACCUGCAGCUUCGGCAGAAUAAUCUCCAGAUCUGUUCCUGGGGCCGAAACCGGCAGGAUGCUCCGGGGUGCGUCUCCUUCUCCUCUGUGCCGACCUUGCAGAUCCUGGACCUGUCCGACAACCAGCUGAGGACUGUGCCUGCCGACGCGUUCGCCGGCAGCCCUCUGAAGUCACUGGAUCUGUCCCUGAACCCGGGCUUGGACAUGGACCGAGACUCCCUCUCCGGUCUGGAACGUUCCCUGGUCCACCUGCUCCUCAGGGAGAACAACAUUUCGAGUCUGAGCAUGGACCUGUCGUCGCUGACGAGCCUCAAGCACAUCGACCUGUCCACCAACCAGCUGACCACCGUGCCCGCCUGGAACCGAGACUCCUCCAUCGAGUCCCUGAACCUGCAGAACAACCACCUGGUCACCCUGGAGUACAGCACCAUGCUCGCCCUGGAGCCCUCGCUGAAGACCCUCUACAUGGGCUCCAACCCCCUGAGCUGCUGCAGCAACCUGGACCUCCUCCAAAUGGUGCAGAACUCGGCCGUGGUCGUCCCCGACAUCGAGACCGCCACCUGCGUCCACCAGGAGUACUCGGAGCCAGUCAACAUCGAGCAGGUGACCCAGGACAUGUGCCUCAGGCCGGGGGGCCGGUACUAUGCGGUAGCCGCGGUGGUGGUAGCGCUGGUCACCGUGGUCACGUUGGUGCUGCUGGUCAGAUGUUUCCGCGCCAGGAAACCGGAGCACAACCGGAGCUUCCGGGCUUAGUGCCGCGGCGCCAAGGAAUAUCAGUUUUUCUGACUUGGUCGGCGGUUUAAAACAAACAUGAAUGACCAAAGACUUGUGAAGGACAAUUUAUUGCCCCAAUCUUUGGGUUACCAACAGCGACCGCACUGACACCAACGAAGAAGCCACACUGCGCUUUGAUGUGGAGCGCUGCGGGGACGAAAAACACUUUUCAAAUGUGUUUAUGGUUUGAUGAACAUUCUAGUGGUCACUUUAGGAACUGCAGCUUUAAAGUUAAUACAUUUUAAAAGGAUUAGUUGCAGCAUAUUUUCUUGAUAUUGAACUAUUCUUCAGUUUCGAUGAAAUGAUGAGCGAUUAGUGAGCGAUGCAGAAAGAGGAAGAUGACUCAAAGUCUGACGUCUUCGCUUGUUGACGUGUAACGUCGUGUGAGAGGGGAAUUCUCCUUUACGCUGCGAAUAGAAGGAAGAAAACACUACAAAAGGUCAGGAAGCAAAAGGCUCCGUUCAUGAACUAUGACUAAAUGAAGUACAUGUGUAUCUAUAUGAAUAUAUAUAUAUAUAUAUAUAUAUAAUUUGUCGGGGGUCAAAGUUUUUACAAAGCAAUCCGACCUCUUUUUUUAUGUGGUUUGCACUUUAAAUCUCGCCUGGUUUGUGUGAUUGUGUCUUAUUCUGUGAUUGUUUCAACACUAAUGAUAUUUGUGUUUCCAUUAACAACAGUGUUGUUUUCUGCAUUUGACGCGAGAAGCUGAAGUCUGGGCUGAACACUGAAACGAGUAACUGUGAAACUCUGACAUGGAGGUUUAUUAUACGUGCUGUUUAUUUUUGGAAUAAAUAAAAGAAUAGAUGUUGUGUGCAACGCAACAAUCCACAAUUAUAUACAACGGAAAUGCUUUUCUAACGUCAUGUAAGCGACACUUUGUACCAGAUGAAGGCCAUUUUCUACACAUUAUUUUAUGUUUAAAUACUGAGUGUCGUGUUCACACCGGCCCAUUUCUUGUCACAUCAAUAUUCAGCUAAUAAUAUAACAGAUUUUUUGCUCGGUCAUUUAAAAAAAACUUUUGGGCAAAAGAAGUAGCACUUAACUAUAUGAGAAUAAACUGAAUGUUAUUUUCUAAUGUUUGUCAUUUUAUUAUUGCACAAACAUUCAUCAGAAUAAUUUGAUUAUUUCCUAUUAUUCAAAUCAGUUUUAAUGCAACAUACACCAUUGCAGAUAUUUCUUUUUUAAAAUAAUCAAUUUGUGAGGUUUUUAACAUGUUUGUUUAAUCCAGUGUUCAAAACGACGUCAGACAGAAACCUGAACAUUUAUUCUUAUCACACGAGGCGACUUAUGACUAAAUAAAUACAACAUAAAUAAAGUACACAAUUGAGAUAAAAUGAGAAAUGAACGUUUGCUUUUCACA